AACGACCACCACCUACAUGGGAACAAUGAGAUCAUAGCAAGAGCACAGAAUUACCUGCACUACUAAAACAAUGGUCAGUUCCAAUUCCCUUCACACCACCACCAUCUUCUUCCUCCUAAUGAAUUUGCUGCUGGCUUCUUUCUCUACCUGUUCUUCUGCUACUGAUACUACUGCUACUGCAUCCACAACAACCGGCGCUGCAAACCGACACCGUUUCUCCAAAAUCUAUGCCUUCGGGGACUCUUAUACCGACACCGGGAACACCCAUUCAACAACUGGUCCAUACUCCUACGGCUAUGUAUCAAGGCCUCCCUAUGGCACCACCUACUUCCACCGCUCCACCAACCGCUACUCCGAUGGCCGCCUUGUGGUAGACUUUCUUGCCACCGCCCUUUCCCUACCUUUCCUACCUCCAUACCUUGAUCGGUCUUCUUCCGACCUCUCCCAUGGCGUCAACUUCGCAGUCGCAGGGUCGACGGCAAUCGAGCAUGAGUUCUUUGCCAGGAACAAUAUUACGAUGGACAUCACCCCACAGUCACUGAUGACACAAUUCAUGUGGUUCAAGAAGUACUUAGAACGGAAAGGGUGUCGAGGGAAUGGAUCACCCAGGUGUCGAGCAGAAAUGGCGAAUGCACUCUUCUGGGUUGGCGAGAUUGGAGCCAACGACUAUGCUUACAGCUUCACAUCUUCUCUCUCACCUAAUCUCAUUCGGGAGCUUGCUGUCAAGAAUGUCAUCAACUUUCUACAGGCACUGCUUGAAAACGGUGCCAAGCACAUCGUUGUUCAGGGACUGCCGCUAACAGGAUGCCUGCCACUAGCAAUGGUGUUGGCACCAGCUGAUGACAGAGACGACAUCGGGUGCACUGCAAGUGUAAACAACCAGAGUUACACCCACAACCUGCUUCUCCAAAACAAGUUGCAGGAUCUCAGAAGACGAUAUCCAGAUGCCAUCAUCUCUUAUGCUGACUACUUCAGUGCCCAUCAUGCUGUCAUGAAGAGUCCAUCCACUCAUGGCUUUAUAGAGCCCUUUAAGGCUUGUUGUGGUACAGGUGGUGGCCCCUUUAACUUCGACCUCUUUGCCACAUGUGGAUCACCAAAUGUUUCUAAAGCUUGCUCAAAUCCUACCAAGUUUGUGAACUGGGAUGGAGUCCACCUAACUGAAGCGAUGUACAAGGUUGUUUCGGACAUGUUCUUCCACCGUGGCUAUUGUAGACCAUCAUUCGAUAUAUUACUCAGCAAUAAGAGUCAUUAGAGCUGAAGCACUCACCUUCGAUCACUGUUGUACCCUCUAAGCAUUAGUAGAAGACUGUACCUGAGUAAUAUGAGUUCUGUACCUUAAAUGAUAUGAGCUUUGAGUGCAUGACAUAAUAAAUUAUAGUUUCAUUGUAUGCAA
This is a messenger RNA of Phoenix dactylifera (date palm), 1393 nucleotides long. RefSeq names its product GDSL-like Lipase/Acylhydrolase superfamily protein. NCBI's taxonomy places the organism in Eukaryota, Viridiplantae, Streptophyta, Magnoliopsida, Arecales, Arecaceae. Gene Ontology annotation, molecular function: hydrolase activity, acting on ester bonds. The record is from RefSeq and is a predicted model, not a curated record.